AUGGAUACUUUCAUGAACGUGGAACGUCGUCAAAAGGUGCAUUCAGUUUGUGCGUGGCGUGGGGAGACUAGCAUCAAGAACAUCACGAAGAAAGACUGUCACAGAACAACGAGAACGUACCGUUUUCCGGAUUUCAUAAGAAGUAAGAAAAAGCAAAAAUCAUCACAACACAAGCAAGAAGAAGUUUCUACGAUCGACGCCAUUUUCAAAGAAAAACAGAAAAGUGCGAGAAGGUUCUUCGUAGCUGGACAACACGAGGCCUCCACGAAGCGCCAAGCAGUCUCCAGCGGCGUGGGGCAGCGUGGGGCAUCAAGGAACAUCGAGGGACAUCGCGAAUCAGCUAAAAUAACAAUCGUGUGGGAAAAAUUUGAAAACUCGAGUGUGGAAAUAGAAUGUUUGUUGGAAACUGAAGAAGCUGUACAGAAACAUAUAGAAGAUUUUGAAGGUUAUGAGAAGAUUUAUUACGAAGUCAUGUCGAGAGCAAAACAAAUGUUAAAGGAAUUUGCAAUUCAACAACAGAUGAAUAAUACCAUUCAAGCUCCAGCCACCAGUGUCAAAGUAAAACUACCUACCAUUUCUAUUCAUCCAUUUUCUGGAGAAUAUGAUCAAUGGCUCUCUUUCAAAGAUUCAUAUGUAAAAUCAGUUCAUAAUCAACAGGAUAUCCCGAAAGUACAAAAGUUUCAAAUUCUCAAAGGUCUACUGAAAGGCGACGCUUUAAAUAUAAUAUCAUCGUUAGAAGCAACAAAUGAUAACUACGAUGAAGCAUGGAAGCUACUUCAAGCUACAUCUCAAGGGAAUGUUAUUGACAAAACGAGAACUCAUUUGCGUUCGCUCAAGACACUGGGUGAACCUACAGACAACUGGGAUACCAUCAUUAUUUAUCUGAUUAAUAACAAGCUUGAUCGACAGCUAAGAGACGAAUGGGAAAAAGAAGUUGAUUACGAAGAAGAAGCACAACAGCCAACAUUGGACAAGUUUAUGAAGUUUUUGGAGAAAAGAUACAUGAUGAUGGAGAUAUCGUAUCGUGGCAAAUCAGGACAAGAACAUUCACAAGCAACAAACAACAAGAAGGAGAAAAGGGUAACUCUCACCACAACAACAACAGGUACGAAGGAGAACGGGAACCCUACUUUAAAGUGUGCAUGUGGUUCUGGUCAGCACAACAUAUACCAGUGUGAACAAUUUCUAAAGUUAACACCAGAACUUAUUAACCACGAAAUUGUUAGAUUGAAGCUAUGCGUAAACUGUUUGAGACCAGGGCAUUUUGGCAAGGAUUGCAGAUCACAAUUAUGCAAGAAGUGUGGAUUGAAACACAAUACACUACUGCGCAAAGAAAGAAAUAAGACAGAAGUUCCACAUAAUGAAGGUUCUCCGAUGAAUUUACAAAUUCAACGUGAUCUUCCUGUGUCGACUCACUGCGCUCCCAAAGAAAUAAACAAGAUUCUUUUAUCAACUGUUCAAGUCUACGUCAACCUAUUAACUGAAAAAUUUAUGAAGAGAUUAAAAAUCAAGGGCAAGUCUCGUAAGCUUCCAGUAGCAGGUCUCAACGAAGCCAAUCACAAUAUUCAAAAAUCCGCAGAACUUACACUGAAAUCACUACGUCAAGAUUCACAACAAAGUUGGAAUGUUUGGAAGAAUAGAUAUGCUUAUAGAAGCAGGACUUUUUUGGACAAUUUUGAAAGUGGAAACCACAUUCAGAAGUACAGGCAACCUGCUUUUCAAGAAACUAAACUCGGAUGGAUAGUCGGUGGUGAAUUGCACAUAACAUGCCAACCGACUUCCUUGAAUUGCCUCCUUUUGACAGAAGAUUUGGACGAGAAACUUGAGCAAUUUUGGAAGAUAGAAGAAGUACACACUCAGAAGAAGAAACAAAUACAGCAAGACUUUUGUGAGAUUCACUUUUCUAAGACGCAUACCAGGGAUCGAGAAGGAAGAUUUAUAGUAGAGCUCCCAAAAGACGACAAAGUAAAACUUGGCGAUUCAUUUGAGCAAGCCCUGAGAAGAUUUAAAUCAUUGGAACGACGUUUGGAGAAAAAUGCUGAAUUGAAGAAAGAAUAUACAGAGCUUUUACAAGAUUAUGAGAACCAAGGACACAUGUCUCAAAUUCAAGAUGAAGAAGAUGAAACAACUCAUCAAGUCUAUUACAUUCCACACCAGCCAGUCAUACGAGAAUCAAGCGUAUCGACAAAGUUGAGAGUUGUGUUUGAUGUCUCCGCGAAAACUUCAUUAGGCACCUCACUAAAUGAUAUGCUUCUACCAGGUCCCAAUUUACAAAAUGACCUUGUUCAAAUCUUGUUUAGAUUUAGAACUUGGAGAUAUAUCAUUACUGGUGACGUGGCGCAGAUGUUUAGACAGAUAUAUGUUUCCAAACUCGACCGCAAUCUGCAAAGAAUUUUAUGGCGUAAAAAUCCUGGCGAUCCGAUUCAGAUAUUUAUAUUAAAUACAGUGACACAGGGCACCGCAAAUGCACCAUUUUUGGCAAUGCGUUGUUUGAGACAAAUAAGCCUAGAAGCACGAGCAGAAUUUUCAAGAGCCGCUGAGGCCAUGGAAGACGAUUUUUAUAUGGACGAUUUCCUCUCAGGGGCAAAUUUACUACAAGAAGCCAUCGAAUUACAAGAACAAGUAUCCACAUUGUCAGAAUCAGGCAAGUUCUGUUUAAGAAAAUGGAGAGCAAACGAUAAACGUAUCCUUCAGCAUAUUAAAGAUUCUGAAAAAACCGAUGCAUUAUUGAUUCUCGACGAACAAGCAUCUUCAAAAACAUUAGGUCUGUUGUGGAACAGCAACCUGGAUGUUUUACUGUUUCGCAUUAAUUUACCAGAAGCAGAUCAAGUAUCAAAACGACAAAUUUUGUCAGCUAUCGCUCCAAUCUAUGAUCCUCUAGGAGUUCUAAGUCCUGUUCUAAUAAAAGCGAAACUCAUCAUGCAAGAUUUAUGGAAGCAGAAAUUAGGAUGGGAUGAAGAUCUACCUCAAGAACUCAAAGGUAAAUGGACAACAUUUUCUCAAUCACUGAAGCAAUUAGAAACACUGCAGUUGAAGCUUAACGUACGUCUGGGAAAUCCGGAUAAAGGUAUUGUCAUAUACGGAUUUUCUGAUGCAUCCGAAAAAGCUUACGGAGCCUGCAUUUACAUCACGACCAUGGAUGACAACAAUGUACCAAGCUCAUCACUUCUUUGUUCGAAAUCAAAAGUCGCACCUCUCAAAGUCAUAACACUUCCAAAGUUAGAACUGUGUGCAGUUGUACUGUUAUCAAGAUUGGUCGCAAAUGUUGUCACUGCACUAAAGCUCGAAAAUGUGGAAAUUAAUCUUUGGAGCGAUUCAGCAGUAACUUUGUAUUGGAUUCAAACUGCACCAAGUAAUCUCAAAACCUUUGUAGCUAACAGAGUUGCUGAAACUCAAGAGUUAAGUCAAGAUUAUCAAUGGCGCCACGUUCCCUCAGCAGAAAAUCCUGCAGAUUACGUCUCAAGAGGAGUAUCAGUUGAACAGCUGCUCAUGUUAGAACACUGGUGGAACGGUCCCACUUGGAUCAAUUCAUUGGACGAGUGGCCAGAGCAACGGUUACCGAGCAUUGAAAUACCGGAAAGAAAAUUAGUCAGCACCUUGACAAUUCAUCAAUAUGACAUACUGAGACGAUUUUCAUCGUACAAAAAAUUGCAAAGAGUCAUCGCUUAUUGUUGUCGUUUCAUCAACAUAAAAGUAAAAAAAGCGAUUAUUCAUGGACCGCUGACAGUGAAAGAAUUGGAAGAAUCUGAGUUGCGAGUACUUGCUAUGACUCAAGAAGAAGCAUUUCCGCGAGAAUUAGCAGAUCUACGAGCGAAAGAGGAUCUUGACAAGAAAAGUCAUCUUCUUUCUUUAAACCCCAUUUUACAUACUGAUGGCUUGCUCAGAGUUGGAGGACGACUCAGAAAUGCAGAGAUACCAUAUGCACAAAAACAUCCCGUAAUGAACAACGCGCGGAAUUGUAUCUCAUACGCUAGAUCCAGUGCUGUCGCGGCGAUAGUUUGA
Messenger RNA from Zophobas morio, 4002 nucleotides. RefSeq lists its product as uncharacterized. Bases 1 to 4002 code for a protein of 1333 amino acids. The transcript has 7 exons. Gene Ontology annotation, molecular function: zinc ion binding; nucleic acid binding. The record is from RefSeq and is a predicted model, not a curated record. Lineage: Eukaryota; Metazoa; Arthropoda; Insecta; Coleoptera; Tenebrionidae.